AUGACACUCCUCUCCCCCCUUUCGCAAUGCCUCUCUUCCCUGGCCCGGCUGAACCACAAACGGGACAGCCACAGGGGUUUGAGGCAAAAUGAAGAACCGGAAAAACCUCUAUCAACGCGUUUGUUGGACGUCUUUCUGCGUACAUGGGAUCUAGGUUUUACAGCCUUCGGAGGGCCACCAGUACACUUCCAGAUUUUACAUGGCAGGUUCGUGGAGGGACAGGGCGGCAAGGAAAAAUGGGUAGAUGAGCAGACUGUACGAUUCUCCUUAUAUAUCCUCAAGCUGGCGUAUCAGGAACUCUUUGCUAUUUGUCAGGGCCUUCCGGGUCCCGGUAGCACGAAGAUGAUUUUCUGCCUAGCCUUAUUACAUGCAGGAUUUAUUCCUGCCAUGCUUGUGUUUUUCAUUUGGAGUCUUCCUGGCGCAAUUGGCAUGUAUGCCCUCUCACUUGGUGUGCAAAAUAUCAGUGAAACGCUUCCCAAACCCGUCUAUUCCCUGCUUUCCGGCCUCAACGCCUCCACAGUAGGUAUUGUUGCACUUGCGGCCGUACAGUUGGCUGAAAAAGCCAUUCGCGAUAAAUUAUCCCGGAUUCUUGUGAUCUUUGGCGCAUGUGCUGGUCUUUGUUACAAUGCACUCUGGUAUUUUCCCGUGCUGAUGAUUAUCGGUGGAUUCCUCACGAGCCUCUGGGAUGGAUGGUUAUAUCAACAAAUUUCAAGGGCGAGGAUCGCUUGGAAGAACAGACAUAUUCGUUCACAGGAACUGGAUGUGACAAAUGGGGAUCCUACGGGCAUGGACUCCAUAACCGCCAUAACCCUGGAAGAGAAUACCGCGCAAAGGAGUGAGACGACGCGACCGAGAAGGCCGGAUCCUAGAAUCGAAGGACUACCACAGAGUUCAAUCAAUACUACAACGCCAACACAGUCCGCUGAAGAUCCUUCACAACAUCACAUUAUUCGGAUUCGGGUCGGAGUUUUGGUCAUGGUUCUCUUUUUUGCUUUCUUCAUCGGAAUUCUUGUUGCCAGAGGCCAGCUCGCCACACCCCCACUUGUCCUCGACCUCUUUGCCAAUAUGUACCUUGCUGGCACUGUUAUCUUUGGUGGAGGCCCUGUUGUCAUUCCCCUUUUACGCUCCUAUGUCGUCGAUCCCGGGUGGGUCUCCAGUAGAGACUUCUUGAUCGGCCUUGCCAUUAUCCAAGCUUUUCCCGGUCCUAACUUCAACUUCGCCGUCUUUUUAGGGGCGCUAGCACUGCAGCGCUCGCGCUUCCCGACCAUCUUCGGUGCAUUUCUCGGCGGUUUAGGAAUCUUCUUUCCGGGAAUCACGCUGGCCGUUGCAAUCCAAAGUUUCUGGCGUGUAUUGCGGAAGAAGAAGUAUGUGAUCGACUUUCUAAGAGGAGUGAAUGCUACUGCAGUUGGACUAGUAUUCACAGCUGUAUACCGAUUGUGGGAGAUUGGAUACUUGACCCCUGACAGAAGCGACGGACAGAGUCUGGCUAAGGAACCAUGGUGGGUGGUUGUCGCGGCGGUAACAUAUGCAGGGAGUGCAUGGUUCAAUGUGCCCCCAGCCAUGGCGAUUGUAAUGGGUGGCAUUUUAGGCUUAUGCUGGUUUGGAGCUGUGGGGCAAUAG
Penicillium canescens is the source of this 1620-nucleotide messenger RNA. RefSeq lists its product as uncharacterized. Gene Ontology annotation, molecular function: chromate transmembrane transporter activity. The record is from RefSeq and is a predicted model, not a curated record. Lineage: Eukaryota; Fungi; Ascomycota; Eurotiomycetes; Eurotiales; Aspergillaceae. Gene Ontology annotation, biological process: chromate transport. The coding region runs from base 1 to 1620 and encodes 539 amino acids. The transcript is spliced from 4 exons.